GAUAAGGCCCUGGCCAAUAAAAGGAACAUGUUUUUUAAGUUCUGCGUAUGGGAGAUGUUCUUCCUUUCUGCAUGGUCACCAACUGGACAUGCUGAGUACAGUAGCCUUCCAGAAGUAGUGAUACCCUUGAGGGUCGCUGUCACUAGCAGAAGUACUAUUUCCCCCAGUUGGCUGUCUUAUAGCCUGCACAUUGGGGGCCAGAGACACAUAAUCACUAUGAAACCCAAGAAAAACUUGAUAUCCAGAAACUUCAGACUAUUCACUUACACUCAGCAAGGUGAUCUCCUUGAAGAGCAGCCUUUUGUGCAAACUGACUGCUACUACCAUGGCUAUGUGGAUGAAGACCCAGAAUCCCUGGUCAUUGUUAACACCUGUCUUGGGAGUUUGCAAGGCAUACUAGAGAUAAAUGGUACAACUUAUGAAAUCAUGCCCAAGAGCUCAACUUCCACAUUUGAACAUCUGGCUUACAAAAUGGACAGUGAGGAGUCAGAAUCCUCUCCCAUGAUAUGUGGGUUGUCAGAAGAAGAAAUAGCAAGACAAAUGAAGCUUCAAGAAAGCACUGCUGCCACACUUUUGCAAAUCCCCUAUGAGAAUUGGUGGACCCACCACAGGUUCGUUGAAUAUUUUGUAGUAAUAGACAAUAGACAAUAUAUUCAAAGAAAUAGCAAUACCACAACUUGUAUUCAAGAUAUGUUGCAAAUCGUCAAUGGAAUAAAUGGCUAUUAUCUUCAAAUUGAUACUGAUGUGGUUUUAACCACUCUUGAAGUGUGGAAUGAAAAAAACCAUGUCAAUGUGCAACAAACUAUAGAUAGCGUCCUAAAUGAUUUCUGUGAGUGGAAGCGAAACAUGAUCGGCAAUCAUGUUAAAUAUGAUAUCAUACACCUUUUUGUCAGACGCAGAUAUGGUAUGUAUUUAGGGUUAGCUAAUGUAGGUGCAGUUUGUACACCUUAUAACUGUGCAAUUAACAGUUUUGUUUCUAAUGUAAUGUCAGACAUGGCAUUCAUUGUAGCACAUGAGAUGGGUCACAACUUGGGUAUGGGGCAUGAUGUAAGUGGAUGUACUUGUGGUUUAGAUAGUUGCAUAAUGGCCCCAUAUAAAUCUAAUUCCCCCAAAUUCAGCAACUGUAGUUAUGAACAAAUGUAUGCAGUUGUUACCACAAAAAGUUGCUUAUACAAUAUUCCAGAAGAACUAGUAACAAACCUAACCAUAUGUGGGAAUAACUUGGUUGAGGAAGGAGAGCAGUGCGAUUGUGGGAACACUGAAUCCUGUUUAAAAGACCCAUGCUGUAGCCAAGACUGUGUUCUCCAACCUGGGGCUCAAUGUGCCUUUGGACUUUGUUGCAAAAAUUGCCAGUUCCUUCAAACAGGCACUGUUUGUAGAGAAGAGAAAAAUGAGUGUGACCUUCCAGAGUGGUGCAAUGGAACUUCAGCUGAGUGUCCAGAAGAUGUGUAUAAAGAGGACGGAACCCCUUGCAGUGAUGAGGGUUAUUGCUAUAAAAUGGGAUGUCAUCAACGUGAGGAACAGUGUCGGAAGAUUUUUGGCAAUGGAAGCAGAAGUGCAAAUAAAAUUUGCUACACAGAAAUGAACAAACGGGGCGACCGUUUCGGUAACUGUGGUAAUGAUAGCUUUACAUACAGAAGAUGCCAACUUGCUGAUGUACUCUGUGGGCGAAUUCAGUGUGAGAACGUGACAGAACUGCCCCAAAGGAGAAAUCAUGAAACAGUGCAUUACACUCACUUCAAUAAUAUCACCUGCUGGACUAUGGACUAUCAUUUUGGGAUUACCAUAGAUGACUCUGGAGCAGUGACCGAUGGCACAGCUUGUGCGCCAGACUAUUUAUGUGUUGACCGAAAGUGUGUCAGCAAAUCUGUUCUAGUAAGUAACUGUUCACCACAGUUAUGCCAUAUGCAAGGUGUCUGCAACAACAAACACCACUGCCAUUGUGACAUCACAUGGGAACCACCAGACUGUCGACUACGUGGCCAUGGAGGUAGUAUAGACAGUGGACCACCUCCACUGACUUUCUCAAAUUCUAAUUGGGCUUUAUACAUCAUAGGUUUUUUAAUUGUUUUAUCAGUUGUAAUAGUUUCUUUAGUUGGCAUAAUUAAGAGGAACGAAUGA
Molecule: messenger RNA, 2121 nt
Organism: Apodemus sylvaticus (European woodmouse)
Lineage: Eukaryota; Metazoa; Chordata; Mammalia; Rodentia; Muridae
Product: disintegrin and metalloproteinase domain-containing protein 26A-like
Exons: 1
Coding region: 28-2121 (697 amino acids)
Biological process (GO): proteolysis; male gonad development
Cellular component (GO): plasma membrane; sperm head plasma membrane; external side of plasma membrane
Molecular function (GO): metalloendopeptidase activity
Source: RefSeq, a predicted model, not a curated record